Messenger RNA from Penicillium canariense, 3015 nucleotides. RefSeq names its product isoleucine--tRNA ligase ISM1. Gene Ontology annotation, biological process: isoleucyl-tRNA aminoacylation. NCBI's taxonomy places the organism in Eukaryota, Fungi, Ascomycota, Eurotiomycetes, Eurotiales, Aspergillaceae. Bases 1 to 3015 code for a protein of 1004 amino acids. Gene Ontology annotation, molecular function: isoleucine-tRNA ligase activity; aminoacyl-tRNA deacylase activity; ATP binding. The record is from RefSeq and is a predicted model, not a curated record. The transcript has a single exon. Gene Ontology annotation, cellular component: cytosol.
AUGCACAAACAGGCACGGUUACUCCCGAAGUCUUGGACGUCGACACUCAAACUUCCCAAGUCGACGUUUCCCCCUCGAGGGUCGCCGGCCGACCAGACGAAAUACCUGAAGCGAUGCACCGAUGAACUGUACGCCUGGCAGCGCCGCGAACGACCUGCUAACAAGCCCUUCGUCCUGCACGAUGGUCCCCCUUACGCAAACGGCGAAUUGCAUAUCGGGCACGCGCUAAACAAAAUCUUGAAAGAUAUCAUCAACCGCGUACAACUGGGUCGGGGUAAACAGGUGCGGUAUGUCCCUGGGUGGGACUGCCAUGGCUUGCCAAUUGAGCUCAAGGCGCUCCAGGGCCUGCGUGAUAUAGGGGUGGGUGAUGGAUCGGUCAGUCCGGCGGUCAUUCGCAAGUCUGCGCGACAGCUGGCAAGGCAGACUGUCAAGGAGCAGAUGAAAGGGUUCCGUGGGUUUGGAGUCAUGGCCGACUGGGAGAACCACUGGAAGACAAUGGACAAAAAGUUUGAGAUGCGCCAGCUGGGGAUCUUCCGUGAGAUGGUUGACCACGGUCUCAUCUAUCGCAAGUUCAAGCCGGUCUACUGGUCGCCUUCAACCGGUACGGCACUUGCGGAGGCUGAGCUGGAAUACAAGGAUGACCACAUUUCCACCGCGGCUCUUGUCAAGUUUCCUCUCGUGAACAUCCCUUCACACCUGUCUCAAGACCCGCUGCUUCAGUCAAAUGGAGUAAGUGCGGUUAUAUGGACUACGACACCCUGGACCCUACCUGCCAAUGCCGCUAUUGCCGUUAGUGAGGAAUUGGAGUAUGCCAUCGUGCAGUCUGAGACACAUGGCAACUUGCUGGUGGCCCAGUCCCGGUUCGAAUAUCUCGAGAGCAUGCUGAAAGAGGAGCUGUCUGUCAUUGUGCCGUCAAUUCUAGGCUCUGAACUGGCAGAGAAAACCACCUACCGGCCCAUUCUCAAGGGCAUUGAUGCCGACCCUCAGCCGAUUAUUGCCGCGCACUUUGUCACGGCGGAUUCGGGGUCGGGAUUGGUUCACUGUGCUCCCGGUCACGGUAUGGACGACUACGAAGCCUGUCUGGCUCGCGGCAUCCCGGUCUUUGCGCCGGUCGACGACGAGGGCAGGUUCACCGAGAAGGCCAUGCCGCACGAUUCUACACGCUUGGCUGGAAAGCCCGUGCUAGGAGAAGGCAAUGACCUUGUCCUGGAUUAUAUAAAGUCCCACGGCUAUCUCCUCGCCCAGCACAAAUACGAGCACAAGUACCCCUAUGAUUGGCGUUCCAAGCAACCGAUCAUUAUUCGUGCUACCGAACAAUGGUUCGCAGAUGUGGCAGAUAUUCGCAGCAGCGCGCUCAAGGCGCUGGAGGAUGUUCGGUUUGUUCCGGAUACUGGCAAGCACCGACUGGACAACUUCAUCAAGAAUCGCAGCGAGUGGUGCAUCUCGCGUCAGCGCGCAUGGGGCGUCCCAAUUCCUGCUAUCUACCACAGGACCACCGGCGAGGCUGUCUUGACCAAGGAAAGUGUUUCGCAUAUUAUGCAGACUAUCGAAGAGCGUGGCGUUGACGCCUGGUGGACUGACAGCGCUGAUGAGGCUGCCUGGGUACUCCCAUCUUUGCGGAAUGAUCCUGUGGGUUAUCGACGUGGCGCUGACACGAUGGAUGUUUGGUUCGACAGCGGUACCAGUUGGGCGGAAAUUGAUAUCCCCAUUGAGGGGCGCAGCCAUCUUGCGGACGUAUAUCUGGAAGGAUCCGACCAACAUCGAGGCUGGUUCCAGUCCGGUCUUCUAACAUACAUUGCUCAUCAGUUCUCUUCGGGCCAAACUGAGCCCUCUCGUGCUCCCUUCCGCAAUCUCAUCACCCACGGUUUUACCCUGGAUGAACAUGGGCGCAAGAUGAGUAAGUCUAUUGGCAAUACCAUUUCUCCCCAGACCAUCAUGGAUGGAACCCUGCUGCCUCCUCUGAAGCCCCGCAAAGGUAAGGGGAAGAAACAGUCUGAGAACCAGGAACCAACCUAUGACGCGCUGGGUCCCGAUGCCCUUCGCAUGUGGGCUGCGAGCAGCGACUACACGCGCGACGUGGUGAUCGGAAAGCAGGUGCUUCAGACCGUGAACACCAGCCUCCACAAGUUCCGAGUCACCUUCAAGCUGUUACUGGGUGCACUGGGUGAUUUCCGCCCCGAUUGUGUCGUGCCGUACGAGCAGCUACAACAGGUGGAUCGGAUCGCGCUGAAGCACCUCUCGGACAUGGUUCUUACCACGCGGACGGCCUGUGACAACUUCGAGUUCUACAAGGCUGUCGCCACAAUGAACCGCUGGGCCAAUCUUGAGUUCUCAGCCUUCUACAUGGAGGCAAUCAAGGACCGACUGUACACACUGGGCGAGAACAGCGCAAGCCGUCGUGCUGCCCAGACCACCCUGUUCUACAUCUUUCAGCACCUCCAGGAAGUCCUGGGCCCCAUCACCCCGCUCCUUGUUGAGGAGACCUGGGACCAUACCCCAGAGGCGAUCCGGUCCCUGAGCGAGCACCCUUUGCGGCGUAUCGCCGCCAGCCCCGCGUCCGAGUGGCAGGAUGCCGCGCUGGAUACCAGCUACCAGGACAUUGUGGCUGUCCACUCGGUCAUCAAGAACUUGCAGGAGCAGGCUCGCGGGAAGAAGGUCCUCGGCUCGUCGCUGCAAUCGUUUGUGCAUCUCGUUCUCCCCAGCGACAUGAGCAACACAGUUUUCCACCAGUACCUCUCCGAGCUGCCGGACCUGUUCGUCGUGUCGGCUGUCACGCUGGCUGACCCCCGUGAGGCUGUUCCGGUCGAGAUCGCCGAGGCUGAAUGGCAGUAUGAGGAAGAAUGCGCGCUGCCUGACGGACGGAAGGGCCGAGUGUACGUCUACGCUCCACAAGCGUCCAAGUGCGCCCGCUGCUGGCGGUACGCCGUUCCGGAGCCAGUGGCGAUGGAUGGCAUCUGUGAUCGGUGCGAUUCGGUGGUGCGCGAGCUGGAGGCGGCUGCAGCUCCUGCUGUCUAG